ACGUACCGAAUAAGCCUCCAAAAAGUAUUUCACCGAUUGUCUCGAUCGGCAUCGAUUCCCUCGAUUCUCUCUCAUUUGUCACCAAGUUAUAGUUUCCCGUUAAUUUCAUCGGUCAGGGUUUGUUGAUUAUCGAUUGUCAUACCUUUGCGAACUGCGAAGUUACAGUAAAAAGUGAAAGAUGAAACGAUUUCAUUGGUGCAUAGUUGGAAUUCUCUUGGUGGGAUCUACAGUGUCAACAGCAGACGAUGGAUUUCAAGUGGAAAAAAUUGCCAAGGACACCAGCACCAGUCAACUGGUCACCAAUCUCAUCGAUUUCAUCUUCGGUCACAGUAUUAGCUCUCAAGGUCGUACUUUUGGGAUGAAAAGGAUACAAUUCAUGCUCAUGCCGAUGAUGUACAAAAUGGGAAUGAUGACGACUCUUCUAGUGGUUCUCACAGUGAUAUCCCUGAAGGGAUUAAUGAUCGGUAUAAUGCUAUUGGUCCUGAAGUUGAGUGCUUUCUUGGGGAAAUUCUACUCGGCGAUGUCAUCGCAUCAUCAAGUCGCAUGGUCACCACCAGCACCACCAGUUUAUGUACAUGUUCAUGGGGGACAUCAUCAACAACCCCAAUGGACAUCGCACUAUGAACCCAAUCCUUGGGAGUCAGCUAGCAAUCCUGGAGAUGAACACUAUCAUUACAAAGGAUAGCUUGUCUAAUCUCUUUGCUCUCAAUUAGAUAAAUUCUCAUCAACCAGAUUGGCAUUCGCAAUUGUUGACAACAAUUGCCGAGUGGCAAUGAUAAUGGCCAUAAUUUUCAAUUUGCGCAAGUAGGUUCAUCGUAAUACGUGUGCCUCAGGGGAACCAAUGGUCACAUGCUCAUUGAUUUAGUAUUAGAAGACCAAAAGGAUCGACCAAAACUCACGUAUUUAUUCUGUAAAAUAUUUG
Messenger RNA from Fopius arisanus, 922 nucleotides. RefSeq lists its product as uncharacterized. The record is from RefSeq and is a predicted model, not a curated record. Bases 179 to 685 code for a protein of 168 amino acids. The transcript is spliced from 3 exons. Lineage: Eukaryota; Metazoa; Arthropoda; Insecta; Hymenoptera; Braconidae.